CAUUCGAGAAAUCAGAAGCUACGAAUGUUUCGACUCGUUCGACUGAUUGGUUCAUCAUCUGGCAAUCGACGUCGCUCUGUGAACGCCAAGUUGAAAGUUUAGCGAAAAUCGAGAAAUAUUCGCUCAAAAUAUUCUCUGCUUUUACUAAAUAUCAUCAUGUACGCGAAUGUUUGGUUAUGCACGUGUGUAUUCUCUUCGGUUUGGUUGGUUUAGCUGCACCUCCUUCGCGAUAAAGGUGUACAUUUGUGCUUCUUUAUCAUGAAAGAAGAGCAAGAAAGCGCAGAUUGUACAGGUGAUCAGACGGCGAGCUUAUCUGUUCGAGAUGGCGCUCGUUUUGAUUUGGCGGGAAAGUUGCGCGGCAGUUUCUGGUUUGUUGCCUGGGUUCGUCUUCAUUAGUGUCCCGCCUUGUCGAGCUGAAGGAUCAAGAAUCGUUACUUUAAAAAUUGCAUUUUUGUCAAGAGCCACUGCAAUCAUACAUUGUGUCACACGAACGUUAUUCGAUUCACGUUGAUUUAAGAGUCAACUGGUUUCAAAUCGCAAACGAAUAAAUAUCUCGUGCAAUAAUUCCUUGGUAAAGAAGCUCUUGAAGCCUUCAUCAAAAUGUCUAGUUCCAUUGGUAAACUGUACAAACGUCCUUUCACUGUGUGCAUAGAGGGCAACAUUGGAAGUGGUAAAACAACAUUUUUAAGUCACUUCAAGAAAUUUGACAAUGUUACUGUAUUAGAAGAACCUGUAGAACUUUGGCGUGAUGUGCAUGGGACGAAUCUACUGGAAUUAAUGUACAGCGAACCAUCUCGCUAUGCUUUCUUGUUUCAAUCUUACGUACAAUUGACUAUGCUCCAAUUGCACACUUGUAAAACAUCCUCGUCUUACAAAAUCAUGGAGAGGUCUGUCUAUAGUGCAAUGUGCUUCGUUGAAAAUUUAAAACGCAAUAAUGUACUGCGUGACGUUGAAGUUACAAUAUUAGAAAAUUGGUAUGACUGGUGUUUGAAAAAUGCUAAUAUAGAAACUGACUUAAUAGUAUAUUUGAGAACAACACCUGAGAUCGUAUACGAAAGAAUGAAACAACGAGGUCGAAAAGAAGAGAACGCCGUCUCGUUAGAGUAUCUGAAGCAAAUCCAUCAGGUCCAUGAUGACUGGCUCUAUCAUCAAAUUUUAAAGCCAUUGCCAUCCCCGAUUAUAACGAUAAACGGUGAUCGAGAGCUACAUGAAAUGGUGGAAGAAUUUGAUAAAUGUAAAAAUGAAAUCUUCAGCAAGGUAAUAGAUGAAAGCGAUGUAAAUAAUACGACGAUUACGGUAUCGACAAAUCGCGUGCUACCCAAAAUUAAAGCUGUUUCAGAUUAGAUCGUAAAGUAAAAGUAAUAAUUAAUUUAAAUAUGAUUGAA
Messenger RNA from Trachymyrmex septentrionalis, 1385 nucleotides. RefSeq names its product deoxynucleoside kinase-like (gene dnk). The transcript has 4 exons. The coding region runs from base 601 to 1344 and encodes 247 amino acids. The record is from RefSeq and is a predicted model, not a curated record. Gene Ontology annotation, molecular function: deoxynucleoside kinase activity; ATP binding. NCBI's taxonomy places the organism in Eukaryota, Metazoa, Arthropoda, Insecta, Hymenoptera, Formicidae. Gene Ontology annotation, cellular component: cytoplasm; mitochondrion. Gene Ontology annotation, biological process: nucleobase-containing compound metabolic process.